This is a messenger RNA of Drosophila nasuta, 2139 nucleotides long. Its product is annotated as larval serum protein 1 alpha chain. The coding region runs from base 20 to 2026 and encodes 668 amino acids. The transcript is spliced from 3 exons. The record is from RefSeq and is a predicted model, not a curated record. NCBI's taxonomy places the organism in Eukaryota, Metazoa, Arthropoda, Insecta, Diptera, Drosophilidae.
UGAAAGAUUAACAAGUGCCAUGCGUUUUGGUUACUUUCUGUUACUUAUCAGCUUAUUGCUGCAGCUCCAACACAAUGUGUCAUUAUUCCCGGGAAAUAUAGUUAAUCACUACUAUUUGAACAAGCAGCGCUUUCUGCUGGAAAUGUUGCAUCAUCUCCAUGAGCCCUUGCUGCACGAACAGUGGCUGGGGUUGGGGCAACAAAUUGUCACCGACAAGUCGCAAUAUGUGCAUUACAAUUAUCACAUGGUGCAGUUUUAUCAGCUGCUGAGCAAUGGACGCUUGCUGCCACGCGAUGUUUACUACAAUCCCCAACAGCCGGAGCAUUAUCAGCAGACCUUGGGACUGUUUCACUUCUUCUACAAUACACGGGAAUGGAGCACGCUGAGACAGAACAUUUGCUGGGCUCGGAUCUUUGUGAAUCCUGGACUCUUUCUCUAUGCGCUGAUGCAGACACUGAUGAAGAGAGAUGAUUACCGUGCGUUGAUUGUGCCCAAAAUCUAUGAGCUGCUCCCUGCUCCCUAUUACGAUGAGCAGCUUGUCCACACAGCAAUUAGUUUCAACUUUGCCAAUCAAGUGUGGGAGAAUGAAACUGAAUCAAAGUUGCAGAAAUCAAAGCAGUUGUUGCCACUAAACUUGGAUGGAGAGCUGCGCAAUACGAGCAAAUGGAGCGAAGCCAUGUCCGAGGUGCAAAUACUCAGUUUGAAGCCGAACGAGGAAGCCAAAGGACUCGCGCUGCUAACUGAGGAUCCUGGCUGGCGUGCCUAUUGGUAUUCCAUCAACAUGGCCACAUCAUUGAUAGAGGAACCACAGGAAACUGAACGUCUUCGAGAUUGGUGGUAUUGGCAGCUGAGUCAACUUCUGGCACGCUACAAACUGGAACGCUAUGGACAGCGAAUAGAAUACAGAAGAUUGUUGGAAAGUGAAAAGUUAAAGACUUCUAAAACUCGCACUUGGCUGUAUCAACGUUAUGGAGAUAAAAGUGAAGACAUUGCGGAGCAGCUGAAGAAAUGGGAGUUUAAAGUUGAGGAAGCACUGGCAACAGGAUCUUAUCAACUAUCAAAUGGCAGCACAAUUGAUCUAAGUCACGGUCAAAAUUGGCAAAUAGGCUUGACUGAACUAUUUCCUUAUGAUCUGAAUCAACUGCAAUUGCAUUUCAAGUUUCCCAAGGAGCCGCAACAACUUUUGGAUCUGCACACAAUGCUGGGAGAUCACAAAUUUUAUACAUUUGCUGAUCGCAUAUUGCGUUUUUAUAGAGCUUAUCGCGCUGCCUUUCAACCGGAUUAUACUCAGCAAAUUAAACCCACUGAAAUGCAACUGCUGCAAGUGCAAGUGAGUCCGCUGAUUACCUACGAAGAGUCUGUUGACUUUGACAUUAGCAAUCUGCUGCAUACGCGACACUUUUACUUUGACAAUCAAUUUGUGUGGCCACAAACGUUGCAAGUGCGUCGCCAGCGCUUGCAACAUCAACCAUUCACAAUCAACUUUCAGCUGGAGAGCAACAAGACGCAGUCGAUAAUAUUGCGUACAUUUCUGACCACAGCUGGAGGAGAUUUGCACGAAGAACCUUUCUAUCAGCUGGACGCCUUUUUGACUGUGCUGCAUGCGGGCAACAAUACGAUUACCAGGGAAUCGGUUGACUUUGCCGGCACUGUUGGGGAUCAUCUCAGCUUCACUGAACUUUAUCACUAUGUGCGUUUGGCUGAGAGGGAUGAGUUUGAUUUCCCACUCAAUAUUACAAUACCGAGUUGUGGUUUUCCUCGCCGUUUGUUGCUGCCCCAAGGUGACAUGAAGCAGCCACUUGCAAUGCGUCUUUUUGUGCUUGCCACGCCCUAUAACUUCAAGGCAAGGCAGGAGCAAGAACUGAUCUGUGACUUUAGCAAUGGAGUUAGCAGCUGGGAUGAAUUGCCUUUCGGUUAUCCUUUUGAGCGACAGCUGGAGGAGGAAAGUGAGUUCCUGGGUGAAAAUGCAUUAUUUCAAGCAGUCGAAAUUGUGCAUGAAGAUCGCAGUUCUUUAACUAAGCAAUGAAUUGUAACGUUAGAAUUGUCCCUUCCCCCCUCGUAGAUUUGCCUUGUUUGGUGGGGCAGUCCAUAAAUAAAAUGUAAGUCCAAUAUACCGUUGCAGUCCAUUUUGUCUAAUCC